GAUAAAAUCCCUAAUUCAUAUCUUUGAUAACAAAGAAAUGGCCUCUCAAUUGCUUUUACCUCCAAACCAAUUCACCAAAUCAGCUAAAGUUUUCUUUACUGGUGAUUAUCAAGGAUUGAAUGACUUAACUCUGAGAAGAAAAUCACUACAAGUAACAAGGGUUUCAAAUGGAUUUAGCUUAAGAGCAAAAGCAGAUUUGAGAUCUACUAACAACAAAUCAUUGGUUGAAAUUCCAAAACAAUGGUACAAUCUUGUUGCUGAUCUUUCAGUCAAGCCACCUCCACCGUUGCAUCCAAAGACUUUCCAACCGAUAAAACCUGAAGAUUUGUCUCAUCUUUUCCCCAAUGAGUUGAUUAAACAAGAAGCAACACAAGAGAGGUUUAUUGAUAUCCCUGAGGAAGUUCUUGAAAUCUAUAAGCUUUGGCGUCCAACUCCUCUAAUCAGAGCAAAGAGAUUAGAGAAGCUUCUUCAAACACCGGCAAGGAUUUACUUCAAGUAUGAAGGUGGUAGCCCAGCUGGUUCACACAAACCCAACACAGCGGUUCCGCAAGCUUAUUACAAUGCGAAAGAAGGUGUCAAGAACGUUGUGACGGAAACCGGCGCUGGCCAAUGGGGCAGUUCUUUAGCCUUUGCUUCUAGUCUAUUUGGCCUUGACUGCGAAGUAUGGCAAGUAGCCAACUCAUACCAUACAAAGCCAUAUCGUCGGUUAAUGAUGCAAACUUGGGGAGCAAAGGUUCAUCCAUCGCCAUCGGAUCUCACUGAGGCGGGUAGAAGAAUCCUCGAAUCCGAUCCAUCAAGUCCAGGAAGUUUAGGCAUUGCGAUUUCAGAAGCUGUUGAAGUUGCUGCGAGAAACGAGGAUACAAAAUACUGCCUAGGGAGUGUAUUGAACCAUGUGUUGUUACACCAGACGAUUAUUGGAGAAGAAUGCAUUCAACAAAUGGAGAAUUUUGGUGAAACACCGGAUUUGAUCAUAGGCUGUACUGGUGGAGGAUCAAAUUUUGCUGGUUUGAGUUUUCCUUUUAUUCGAGAGAAACUCAAAGGAAAAAUCAACCCUGUUAUAAGAGCGGUUGAGCCCUCGGCUUGUCCUUCCUUGACCAAAGGGGUUUACGCAUAUGAUUUCGGCGAUACAGCUGGAUUGACUCCUUUGAUGAAGAUGCAUACUUUAGGACAUGACUUCAUUCCUGAUCCUAUCCAUGCCGGUGGAUUACGGUACCAUGGGAUGGCACCCUUGAUCUCACAUGUUUAUGAACAAGGAUUCAUGGAAGCAAUUUCAAUUCCUCAAAUCGAGUGUUUCCAAGGUGCUAUUCAGUUUGCAAGAACAGAAGGGAUAAUACCCGCACCAGAACCGACUCACGCCAUUGCUGCAACCAUAAGAGAAGCUCUCCGAUGCAAAGAGACAGGAGAAGCAAAAGUGAUACUAAUGGCUAUGUGUGGACAUGGCCACUUCGACCUUGCCUCUUACGACAAGUAUUUAAAAGGCGAGUUGAUAGAUUUAUCAUUCAGCGAAGAGAAGAUACGAGAGUCUUUGUCCAAUGUUCCUCAUGUUGUUUAAGCUCGAAUGGCUCCAUAACCACGGGAAACCAAUGCCCCAUGUUCCAAACUAGACGUGUGACAGAAGUUAGGUUUAUUCCUGGCUUUUGAAAUAAAGAGAGAGGGAGAGAGGAUAACUUCAAUAAUGGACAAAAUCUCUUGAAAUAAAAAUAAAAGGCAUUU
Messenger RNA from Arabidopsis arenosa, 1713 nucleotides. The record is from the annotation of a GenBank genome assembly. NCBI's taxonomy places the organism in Eukaryota, Viridiplantae, Streptophyta, Magnoliopsida, Brassicales, Brassicaceae.